Molecule: messenger RNA, 3155 nt
Organism: Manduca sexta (tobacco hornworm)
Lineage: Eukaryota; Metazoa; Arthropoda; Insecta; Lepidoptera; Sphingidae
Product: acylamino-acid-releasing enzyme
Exons: 15
Coding region: 206-2365 (719 amino acids)
Biological process (GO): proteolysis
Molecular function (GO): serine-type endopeptidase activity
Source: RefSeq, a predicted model, not a curated record
UCGGUACGUUGUGUUUUCGGUUUAUUAUGUUCUGUCUUGUAAAUAAUAAACAUUAUACUAUUUAGUACACCUGGCGUGGCAUUAUUUUGGUUAUUCAAUCGAGAGUUAACCUGCAAAGACAAUCACAUUGUUUAAAUUAACUUGAAAAAGAACCGCGUAGUAUUCCAAAGCAAUUAUUAGAGGUUUGUGUGGAGUGCUAGCUGAAAUGUUAAAAAUGUCUUCUCAGCUAGAAAAUAUAGUAAAUGCAUAUAAGACAUUGUCGAAGAUACCGUCCGUGGCUGGUGCUAAAUUAAACAACAAGGCAAAUAAAAUAACAGCAAACUGGUCUGUUAGAAACUUAGACAAAGGGAAGAAUACAAAAUACUCAUGCAAUUACCUAUUAAAUGAUGAAUUUAGCGUUAUUGCUGAGAGUGAGUUUGGAACUGAUGUGAGCAAUGAAUUGCUGUCAGCGGUAUCACCUAAAGAGACAUUCAAGGCUAUAGUGCGUGAGGAAAAGAAUGGGAAAGACUCCAAAAAGCAAUACUUGGAGGUGUGGAGUAAGAGUACUCUAGCACACUCCUUAGAUCUAACUGCACUGGAUGUUCAUGGAGAUGUUUAUGCAGAUUCGGAAUUCGGCAGUCUAGAUUGGUCUCAAGAUGAGAGUGCUAUUGUGUAUGUUGCUGAAAAGAAAUUGGCAAAGAGUGAACCAUACAUUAAGCGAAAAGGUGAAGAUAAGUCUAAGGGAGAUCAGAGUGCAGAAAAUGCGCCUAAGAAGGGAGAAGAAUUUAUAUACAGACAAGAUUGGGGCGAGCAGUUAGUGGGUAAACACUCGUCUGUCAUUGUUAUGUGUAAAAUUGAGACUGAAACAAUUACAGUACUUGAGGGAUUGCCUGAAGAUUGGUGUCCAGGACAAGUGCGUUUCACUCCGGACGGGCUCGGCGUGGUGGGCGUGGCGUGGCCCACCGAGCCGCGCAGACUGGGACUCAUCUUCUGCACAAAUCGUCCCAGCUUCAUAUUCGCACUUACCCUCGACGGAAACUUAAAAAAAUUAUCCAAAGAAGGCGUGUCAGUCCGAUCCCCGAGGUUCAGUCCGAAUGGGGAACUGGUGUGGCUGCAACGGUUGGCUGACGGGCCGCAUCAUGCUUGCCAUCAAAUCAUACGCAUGCAAGACUAUGCAAACUCUGACAACUCGUCAACAUUAAUAGACAUAGUAGAGACAGAGAAGGAAACGACGAACAAUGAGAAAUUCCACGGCGUGUACUGUCUGGGCUUCCCGGGGAAGUGUUUCAGCGCCGACGGCAAGCGACUAGUGUUCUCCACGCCACAACAGAAUGAAGUUAGGAGCUACGUUGUUGAUGUCGAAAGUGGAAGUAUAGUGGACAUAUCAAAUAAACAAGCAAAAGGAUCCACAUCAGUAUUGGACGUGAGAUCUGACGUCAUCCUUGCAGCAUACUCUAAUAUGACGUCACCAUCACAGUUGUACAUUGCCCGGUUGCCGGCGCAAGGUUCAGAGGCGGGUAUCAAAUGGAUUCCUAUUACUAAGCCACCGGCUGUACCGGAGUCAGUAGCCAACUCCUCUGUGCAGUAUUUAGAACUGGAACAUGCUGACUCUACUGAUAGCGUUAAGUCAUUCUCUGCGCUCUACUUCGCACCGAAAGUGGAUGAGGACAAAAAAUUGCCUCUAAUAGUGUGGCCACACGGCGGACCGCACUCGAACUUUGUCAACGCAUAUUCUUUAGAAGCAGCCUUGUUCAAUAUGUUGGGUUUCGCGAGCGUUCAAAUUAACUACCGCGGGUCGACGGGCGCGGGUCAGGCUUGCGUACAAUUCUUGCCGAGAAGGGUCGGCGAUACUGACGUCAAAGACUGCAAAUUAGCCACAGAUGAGAUUCUAAAACGAUAUCCCGUGGACGCGACAAAAAUGUGUUUAUUCGGGGGGUCGCAUGGCGGGUUCCUAGUCACGCACUUGAGUGGCCAGUACCCUGAUUUAUAUAGAGUUGUUGUCAGCCGAAAUCCUGUCACAGAUGUCGCUAGUAUGUUCAACUCCACCGAUAUUGCCGAUUGGUGCGCAGUAGAAGCGGGCUACGAGUUCACAGAGCAAGGUCCCGUUUCUGAAGAGCAGCUCAUCGCUAUGCGGAGGUGCUCGCCGCUCAUACACGUGCAUAAAGUGAAGGCUCCUACUGCUUUGAUGUUAGGCAGUGGAGACAAACGCGUGCCCCACUACCAGGGUCUGGAGUACGCCAGGAGGCUGCGGGCCAAUGGAGUACCUACGAGAAUAUAUAUGUACGACGAUAACCACUCGUUGUCGUCGACGCCGGCGGAGAUGGACAAUCUCAUCAACAGUGCUCACUGGUUCCUACAACAUUUGGAAUGUAGAGCUCAAACUUAAUUAUAUGUUGAAAAAUGUUACAUAGUUCUGUUUCACAACUUCUGGAGUAAAUGCUACUCGCCACAAAUAUAUAAGCCGACUAAAUACAAAGGUCACACACUAAUCUAUGUUCCUAAAUAAAUGGAAGUAAAUGUGCAUUACCUACAUUAGCCGUUUAAUGCAAUAACCGUCAAAUAAAAUUUAUUUAGAACUUGUGAAACGGGCCCUUAAUAUAGCAAUAUUAAUGAUGAUGUUUUAUAACACUUUUAUGGUAAGUUGUUUCUUAAUCUAAAAAAAAUCAAUACAAUAAAAUAAAUAAAAGCUCUUUAAGUGAUGAUGUUUUCUCAUAUUCAGUUGAGAAUUCAUUCAUUUAGACUCAUGCCAAAUAAUGUUCCUUAUACUACCGCACACUUUUCUCCUACUAUCAGCGUGAGUUAAUAUCACGUACCUAUAAAAAUUGUUUAGCUGAUUCUAUUGUACCAAAUAUUGUGUAUAAAAUAUUUGCAUAAAAUUAUAAACUUAAAAGUAUAAUUAAUAACGCCUUGUAAUAAUUAAUACAUUUGUCAAUUUCGCUAUUCUGUAUUGUUAGAUCACAUUUAUGAUCAUGUAUGGAGCCUUAAAAAUCAUUAUAUUUUUAUACGGAAAUAUCCAAAGACUUGACGGUUGUCUGUGUCAUUUAUAAAUACUGUUGGUAAGUAAUAUUUGUACCAAUUUACGUUUUUUCAUAUAACUAGUUUAAAUAAGAAAUAACUAUGCAUCUAAUUGUCAAUUAUUGUUUUAUAUAUUUCAAUAAAUCAAGUUAAUAAAGCUA